This is a messenger RNA of Eucalyptus grandis, 2064 nucleotides long. RefSeq names its product serine/threonine protein phosphatase 2A 55 kDa regulatory subunit B beta isoform. Gene Ontology annotation, molecular function: protein phosphatase regulator activity; protein binding. Gene Ontology annotation, biological process: peptidyl-serine dephosphorylation. NCBI's taxonomy places the organism in Eukaryota, Viridiplantae, Streptophyta, Magnoliopsida, Myrtales, Myrtaceae. Bases 72 to 1589 code for a protein of 505 amino acids. Gene Ontology annotation, cellular component: protein phosphatase type 2A complex; cytosol. The record is from RefSeq and is a predicted model, not a curated record. The transcript is spliced from 14 exons.
CGGAUAAGAGCGAUGAGUCUUCGUCAUCGUCGUCGUCGUCGUCGUCGUCGUCUCCCUGCGCGCGAGCGAUCAUGACGCCGACCGCCGUCGGCUCCGGCGCGCCGCCUCUCGAGUGGAAGCUCUCUCAGGUCCUCGGCGAGCCGUCUCCCGGAGAGGAAGCUCGCGACGAUGACGUCGUAUCUGCGAUCGAGUUCGAUAAGACGGGGGAUCACCUCGCCGUCGGCGACCGCGGCGGCCGUGUCGUCAUCUUCAAGAGAAAGGACGGCGGCAAAGAUCACCGUUUUCGGAGUCAGUUGGAGCGGUCGGAUUCUGACUUGGCAUGGCAUCCCGAGUAUCGGUAUAUGACUGAAUUUCAGAGUCACGAACCCGAGUUUGAUUACUUGAAGAGUUUGGAAAUUGAAGAGAAAAUCAAUAAAGUUAAAUGGUGUCCAAUGCCCAAUGGAUCGCUUUUCAUGCUUUCGACCAAUGACAGGACAAUCAAACUCUGGAAGGUAAAGGAGCGUAGGAUGAAGAAAGUGAGAGACAAGGAUCUCAAUCCUUAUAUUUCUCCAGAGAAUGCACUACUGGCAGAAAGAAGUUACUUAAGUGAUCAAGAGAAUAUUAAUUGUGAUGAUGGCUAUCAUGCGGAGGGGACAGAGAAAAUAGCUCAGCAAGAGUUGCCUUUGCACGAACUUCCAGGGAUUGCUGAUAAUAGUGAUGAUGCCCUUGCACGAUGUCGAAAGAUUUAUGCGCAUGCUCAUGAUUUCAACAUAAACUCAGUUUCGAAUAACAGUGAUGGUGAGACCUUUGUUUCUGCCGAUGACCUUAGAAUUAAUUUGUGGAACAUGGAGAUCAGUGGUCAAUGUUUCAAUAUAAUUGACAUCAAACCAACAAAUAUGGAGGAUUUGACUGAGGUCAUAACUUCAGCUCAGUUCCAUCCGGUUCACUGUAAUCUGCUUGCUUACAGCAGUUCAAGAGGUUUUAUCCGUCUAGUUGAUAUGCGGCAAUCAGCCUUAUGCGAUCAUAGUGCGAGGAUCUUACAGGAUGGAGAACAGCAUGGUUCUAAAUCAUUUUUCUCAGAGAUCAUUGCAUCAAUCUCCGACAUAAAAUUUGCAGCUGAUGGCCGAUACCUUAUGAGUCGUGAUUACUUAAACUUAAAGCUUUGGGAUCUGCAUAUGGGUUCUAAACCAGUUGCAACAUUCAAAGUUCAUGAUCAUCUUUGCCCAAGGCUGUCUGAUUUGUAUGACAAUGACUCCAUAUUCGAUAAAUUUGACUGCUGCCUAAGUGGAGAUGGACUUCAUUUUGCUACUGGUUCAUAUAGCUAUCUUCUACGCAUUUUUUCUCGUGGUUUUGGGAGUGCAGAAGGGGUCACGGUUGGUUCUCGUAAAAAUCCGAGCAGGGCGUCUCUGCCUGCCGCUAGAAGGGCGAGGAGGUCGUCAAUAGCCAGCUUGGCGCGUGGAUUUUACCGGCUAGCGCACGAAAAUUCGAGCUCAGUUGCCAAUGAUACUCCUUGCGACUUGAAGCAGAAGUUGCUGCGUUUAGCAUGGCAUCCAACUGACAAUCUGAUUGCUUGCGCCGCUGGCAGCAGCCUGUUCAUGUACCAUGCAUGAAAUGCUCCUUUGACAAACCCCUCAGGAAGCAGUAGAGGAGAAAAACCUUGUACCAAUAGAGCUCAAGAGGUUGGUUCUUCUGUUCCGGCCCCACGCGCAACGUCGACUUCCCCAUUUAUUCGGCAGCGUCCCCGGUCCUGUGGACCUGCACGGGGUCACGAGUCUGAGCGUCUGUUGUAAUUAGCCGCACCCAUCGGGGGCGCAAGUAUAGGAAAGAGGUAGGACUAGAACCAGCCUACAACCGGCACGAGAGCUACGGCUUGCGUAAUUUGCCGUCUCAGUUGUGAAAUCCCUUUCACAGAAGAGAGAACCCAAAAAGUGGCACUUUUCUGACGGUAAUGGGGCAUGCUUAGGGACGAAGGGUUUCCCUAAUAUGUAAAAGUUUUCUUUCUUCAGGAAAUCAGGAACGGAACGCCAUCUAUAAUCAGAAAAUCGUGAUGCCGAGGGGUUUCGUGCCGUGUCCUAUCGUACAAAA